AUGCCUUCUCAGACGCAAUUACCCUUAGCUACUCAUAAAUUAGAGUCGGAAAAACAAAUAGAAACCACACAGAUAGCAGAUACGUCACCACAAGUAAACGAACCAACUAUAACAACAACGAAUGAAGAAAUAACAACCAUUGCUACCGUUACCGAUGCUAGCGUUAUUAAUACAACUAUUGAAAAUGCAUCUCCUACAGAUGCAGCAGACACAAAUCCGAUAUCCCUACCCUCCGCUGAUAACUCGAGUCCUCACGAAACGGCUCAUUCUCCACCCAUGUCUCCCACAUCCAACCCGACUCAUCAGCCAGCUCCAGCUUCACCCACAAACCCUUCGAAUUCUUCUCUUCCCACAUACACCAAACCCACUUCUCGCUCUCUCCCUGAACGCACCAUAACAGAAGCAAAUAUUGCUCAACGAUACAUCGAAUUCGUCUUUUAUUGUAAUCCAGCUGCACCAUUGGAGACUGACAUGACAUCCCUACUCAGAGCAUUCUUCGCCGUACCAAAGUCGGAUGGAAAACAAUUUUCACCAUGGCAUUUAUACCAGCUAGUUGCCAAACAUGAAUCUGGAGAGAUUAAGACGUGGACCAAGUUGGCUCAACAACUGGGUGUUGAGAGAAACGAAGAGUCGAGUCCCCAGAAGAUACAACAGUAUGCAGUGAGAUUGAAGAAAUGGAUGCGAAGCAUCCACUUGGACGCAUUUUUCGACUACGUCUUAUCAAAACCAAAUGAUUACUACGCCCACCCCUCUCAAAACCCGACUGGUUACGAAGACCCAGAAGACAAUGAGUCAGACGACUCUGACUUGGUUCUCAAAUUAAUAAAACGUGCCAACAGCAAACGCAAGAAACGCCGAUAUGUCCGUCGGAACACUCUUCCUGGGGCCACACCAAAUGCGCAAUUAUCUCCACCCCCAUCAAAACGUCAGAAGGUAACAUUUUCAGCCGGCGAGGAAGAUGAUCUAUCAGAUCUUGCAGACCAAGUUGAUAACACUGGUGUACGAAUUGUUCGUAGAAAGAGUCUUGUGCAAGUAGGUGUAGGGCCUAGAUGGGUCAAGGAUGAGGAUGAGGAUGAUUAUAUGCUGGAAGAUGCGAUUGAUAAUGAAAUGAUUAGUGGUGGUAGGGUGAUAAAUAGAGAGGAAGGAUUUAGGGGGUAUCAGCCUGGUGUCCCUGCACCAGGAAGUGAAUUGUUGCAGGUGGGGAAAAGAAGAGGUGGACCUUCCACUUCUAAUGUAAAGGGUGUGAAUGGUGGACAGAGAUACGUACAUGUGAGGAGUGUAGAGAACUUGCAUGCCGGACCGUCUUUGAAUAUAUCGAGUCAACAUCCACACGCUCAAAAUCCUACCGCAUCACAUAUUACUCCUCCCCUCCAGCAUCCCUACAUUCCAACUCCAACACCCUCUCCGACAGCUCAAGAGCUACCUGAUUCAAGACAUGAUAAUUAUAAACAACACCCUACUAAUCGAUCAUCCGCAAGCGGUACUCAGAUACGCUGGCGAAAUACAUCGAAACGCCGAAAAACGCUAGACUUUGGUGGUGGUCACUAUGAUAUAUUUCGUUUGAAAACAACCGCUCAGCCCACUCCACAGCAAUCUAGAAAGAAUUCAUCCAACGACUGGUGGCCUGACGAAUCACGCAACGCUAACCAAAACACAAACAAUAACGUCAACACUUCAAAUAUGGCAGGACACAUAUUAACGAAUAUGUCUAAUCAAAGUUCUAUGGGCCCGAGCAAUCCAUUGAAUCCUUUAAGCGCAAUGUCUCCACUUCCUCAGAUUUCAUACAGUGAGCUACUCUUGUCACCUGCUAACUGUGAUGCAAAGGAACUUGCUACGGUGUUUCAUGAGAGAUUGGUUAGAGCAGUAACAAUGUUGGAGGAUAGACAGAAGAGAAUCGAUAUGCUUGAGAACGUUGUGAGACAAAGAGAAGAUGAGGUCAGACGUGUUGUCAGGAGGAUGAAGGACGAGUUUGUCGACUUGUUGAAGCGUUGGGAGUAA
Messenger RNA from Paraglomus brasilianum, 1998 nucleotides. Lineage: Eukaryota; Fungi; Glomeromycota; Glomeromycetes; Paraglomerales; Paraglomeraceae. The record is from the annotation of a GenBank genome assembly.